UAAAGUAUUCCAUAUGGGUUUCGUUUUCAUCAUUGCAUAUAUUUUAGCCUACUGUUUUGAUGCUUUACAAAGCUACUUUAAAAAAAUUUUCAUUCAAUUUUUUGUCAAGUCAACCCACAAUUCAAUGUACCAUUUCUUUCAAAAUGAGGUCAACUUGUGUGUUUCACACUCAUACGUACGUAAAAAGCGAAUCCCUAGAUUUUGCUUAUAGCCAAAUAUUGUUUUUUCUAACUAAAAAUCAAUUUUAAACUCCUUAGUAUUUUUUUUAAUAAGACACACCGUAUAUAGAGUUUUUAUUGGAAGAAAAAGAGAAAGUGGAAUGAUUCUACAUGCAUCAAGCUACUUUCACUGUGUAAAGAUUCCAUUUAGAAUAGUUUUUAAUAACUGAAAAUUAGAUCCAUUAUAUUAAAUUUGUUUGCAUGUGCUUAAAACAAAAGUGAGAAACAUUUAAGAUAAUUCUAUUUUCUGUUCCUAACGUAGGAUUCUGUAUGUUCUUGCUGCUCUUCAAUGUUGAAAAUCCGAUAACUUUGCUAUUUAAAGGUCUGAACCUUUUUUCUCUCUUUAAAUAAUUUUUCAAUUAACAUAAUAGUUUUAUUUGUCGUCCAUGUGUCCUACAUAAAUUUAGUAUUUUGUCGGAAAGAAAACUAGUUUCAUUAAACAGAAAAUUAAAUAUUUCAAUCAUUUGAUUGUAAAAAAUCUUAAAAUAAUCACAUUGAAGCGUUCUGGAUAGAAUGGUAUAUUUUUCUAAGUGGUUUACAUUGUUUUAUUAAACAUUUAGUUUGUACAACUAGAAAAUUAUACAGUGAAUUAACUUAUACUUUCAAGACCAAACGAAAAAUUGAAAUCAAUGGAAUAUGAAAUUGUCGAAAUAUGUGGCCAGCGAUACAAAUCUCUCCCAGAAAAAUGGGUCAUUUAUCAAAAUAAUCUUUUUGACAUUGAACGGUAUAUCUUAUCUGGAAAUCAUCCUGGAGGUAAUGCUAUAUUAGAAGAGGCUUUACACGGAGAUAUAACGGAAAUGUUUGAAUCUAUUGGUCAUUCAUCAUCAGCUGAACAACAGUUACUUAGUUUUAAAAUCGAGCCAAUUUCGGUUGAUAAGAACCUCGAUACAACAAAAAGCGAGGUGGGUACCUCAACAACUGAUGGUGUCGAUCUACCCGACAAGCCUACGUCCAACAGUGUCGACUCACUCGACAAGCCUACGUCCAACAGUGUCGACUCACUCGACAAGCCUACGGCCAACAGUGUCGUUUUACCCGACAAGCCAUCUAACAACGGCACAGUAGUGACAUUUCAAGAAACAGUAUCAGAAAACGGGAAACUUAUUAAAAAAAAAACGACGACAACAACAACUACCACAACCACUACGACAACAACUACAAUAACGACAGUGGAAGAAGUGGAUGAGAUUGUUUCAGAGAAGGAGAAGAAUAAAGAAAAAUUAAUUUUAAGCAUAUCAGACCUUCUGGAUCUGCAAAAACCUUUGAUUCCUCAGAUUUAUCAUUUAACACGUGACGAAUUUGACUAUCUUACCAGUAAUUAUAUUUGCAGUCCAACUAUUUAUACAUUUUUUCCUUAUAAAUACUUGGAAAUUUUUUCUCGAACUCAAUGGUGGGUGAUUCCCCUUAUUUGGUAUCCCGUUUCGGCAAUAUUAACGUAUUUCGCUCAUCAAACUUAUCAAAGCUCAAUCGCUUCAACAAUCGAACAUCUUUUUUUAGGUUUUUUUCUUUGGACAUUGUGUGAAUAUUUGAUUCACAGAUUUAUAUUUCAUUUCCCAGAAGCAAAAUUGCCAGAUCUAAAAGUUAUACGAUUAAUUUAUUUUACCAUUCAUGGUGUACAUCAUACAUUUCCUAUGGACCCUUUACGAUUAGUUGUUCCACCCGUUUUAUUUAUUUUUCUAGCCUCACUUAUUUAUACUCCAUGUCGUCUAAUUCUUCCUAGUCAUUUCGUUCACAAAGUUCUACCAGGUGUUAUUCUUGGAUAUAUUACAUACGAUAUGAUUCAUUUUUGGACUCAUCAUUCAAGUUAUCUUGAAAAGUUUCAACUGUUCCGUUAUUUAAAAUCGUAUCAUAUGAAGCAUCAUUUUAAAUAUCCGUCUAAAGGUUUCGGUGUGUCGAGUCCGUUCUGGGACCAUGUGUUUCAAACACAACUGACAUAACAUCUAGACUAUUUUCCGUACUUGUCAAAACACUAAUAGACUUUAUUUUUAUUUUGUUGACCUCUAACUCCGUGUAUGAAUUUUAUUUAAAAAAAAAUAUACAUUAUGUUAAAAUGUAUAAUGCAUGACACUUUUUUAAUUCGUCAUAGCAUUUAUUUUCCAACCGUCUUUUUAACCAUAAAGAUUCUGAGCUUUUUCUUUACUUUCUCUAGUCUUCUACUCUAACCAACAAUGGCUAUAGUUUGUUCAGUGUAUCAGUUUCACUUAUUUUUCUAGAGAAAAUGGCAAAAUAAGCGCAACUAGGCUUAUUGAGUACUGUUUUUUUUUAUUUUAAAAAAGUAUUAUUUCAAAGUCACGACUGAUAGUUGAAGCUCAA
This is a messenger RNA of Hylaeus volcanicus, 2531 nucleotides long. RefSeq lists its product as uncharacterized. NCBI's taxonomy places the organism in Eukaryota, Metazoa, Arthropoda, Insecta, Hymenoptera, Colletidae. The record is from RefSeq and is a predicted model, not a curated record. Gene Ontology annotation, cellular component: endoplasmic reticulum; membrane. Gene Ontology annotation, biological process: lipid biosynthetic process; fatty acid metabolic process. Bases 848 to 2155 code for a protein of 435 amino acids. Gene Ontology annotation, molecular function: iron ion binding; fatty acid 2-hydroxylase activity. The transcript is spliced from 3 exons.